GAAACCAUAAAAAUAAACGUUCCUAGGAAGUCAUAUGACUGAUCUUUUCCAACAUGGCUCGAGCACUGUUGUUGUUUGUGUUUAUGUUGUCUGGUGUCUUUGCUGGACGCUACUUUAACGAGAAACAGCCAUGCUAUCGACCCAAGCUGACCAAGCACAAUGGAGUCAGGACGUUGCCUAGACCCCACCAGUUCUUGAAACUCAAUGAGCUCCCCAAGACGUGGGACUGGAGGAACAUCAACGGCACCAACUACGUCAGCACCACUCGCAAUCAGCACAUCCCCCAAUACUGUGGCUCCUGCUGGGCACACGGCAGCACCAGCGCCAUGGCAGAUCGCAUCAACAUCAAGCGAAAGGGAGCCUGGCCCUCUGCUUAUCUUUCAGUCCAGAAUGUGGUGGACUGUGGUGAGGCCGGCUCCUGUCAUGGAGGGGAUCACUCUGGGGUGUGGGAGUACGCCAACAAACACGGCAUCCCUGACGAGACCUGCAACAACUACCAGGCCAAGGACCAGAAGUGCAAACCAUUCAAUCAGUGUGGAACCUGCACAACUUUCGGGGUCUGUAACAUCAUCCAGAACUAUACCCUGUGGAAGGUCGGAGACUUCGGCGCCAUCAGUGGGAGGGAGAAGAUGAUGGCUGAGAUCUACGCUGGAGGACCUAUCAGCUGUGGAAUCAUGGCCACUGACAAGUUGGACGCCUACACUGGAGGCCUGUACUCUGAGUACAUUGAGGAGCCCUUCAUCAACCACAUUGUAUCUGUUGCCGGCUGGGGCAUGGAUGAGAACGGUGUGGAAUUCUGGAUCGUCCGCAACUCGUGGGGAGAGCCAUGGGGUGAGAAGGGCUGGCUGAGGAUCGUGACCAGUGCCUACAAGGGAGGAAGUGGCAGUCAGUACAACCUGGCAUUGGAGGAAGACUGCAUGUAUGGAGAUCCCAUCGUGCCCAAGACCUACAUGUAGACAACAGGGAGUGGGACCAACCAAUGUUUCUUCUAAACACCUGGGGCCUCCAACUGUUGUGUAAAUUUCACACUAAAUAUCUGUCCUCAUCAAAAUAUUGAGGUUUUAAAACUGCACGCGUGAACGAGCGUGAAAACUCUGCCUGAAAAAUGCCCUCAUUCACCUUUUUAUGGUGACAAUAAUGCCAUUUAUUUGCUGUAUAAAUUGGAACUAUUGGAAUUAGGCCACAGUUUCUAAAAGAAAGCACAAAUUUGAUCAAAUGUUUUGAGGUGUUGACAGAAUCUUAAUAUUUUGCAGAGGACAGUUUCUGAAAGGGAAAAAGUGGCACAUGUGUGUGGACCUGUCAGUAGAACGUUUGAAUUCAAUGUUUCGCAUAAACUUUCCCCAACAACCUAAAUAUGCUUAACUUCCCGUGAAAUCUGAAACGUUGUCUUGUCUACUCUCAAACAUUUUAAUUUAUGGUAAGCUACUGACAGUUCCAGGCUUUUACAUUGAAGUAUAUCUUAUAAACUGCGCUGCCUAUGGGAUUGCAUGUGCUAUAUAUUUACUAGGCCCAUUUUAAAUGAGAUGGUAAUUUGUUGUAUGGCUAGCAUCCAGAAAAGGUGAGGAAUUUAUUCUGCAAUGGUUAUGAAAAUAAUUUCCUAAUUAUUUAAGAUCACAAAACUAAAUGUGUACCUAUACAUUUUUGCUCUUCUAACAAAUGGUUGCAUUUAUUUUUUUAAAUAAGUGUGUCAUCCACCAUUUGCACAAAAUACCAACUUGCCUGCUUGGAAUACCAGACUUCAACCACUACAAAAUGUGUGUUUGCAUGGAGGUAAGCACAUUUUCAGUUUUUAUGAAUGCCAACUUUUGCAUGUAGGCAGCAUUUAUAAAUGAGGCCCCUGAAGCUGUUACAAAGAAUAGGCAGCAUUGUAUAUCUAUAGUUUUCUUUGACAAUCUCAGGCUACUUCCACAUUGUAACAAUGUACCAUGGUAAAAUCAGGAAGAGGGAAGUUAUUUAAAAAAAAAUGUUGCGUUGAUGUGCUUUCGGAUCUUUCUUAUACAAAAUGUUACUGAACAAGUCAUUAUGUACUUUGUCUUUUGAACAAGUACAAAUGCUGAUAUUAGGUGCAAUUUAGCUUAAGCUCAAAAGGCUAGGAAGAAUUAAUUGUGGCUGUAAAUGUUAAAGCUUUGAUCAAUUCUGAUGCCACUUGUCUUUUGUUGUAUGCAAAUUUAACUGAAUGAUUUCAGUAUUCUGAAAGCAAGGCCAGGAUUCAAACAAAUGGACUGACAUCUCACUGCACUUAGCUUAAAGGUAAUUUAUGCUUGUCGUCAUGACGGUUUCCACAGUUCAAUUUGUUUGAAUCCAGGCCUGUUACAGAAAAUUGUUUUAAUAGUUGAUACAUUUUCUGAACCACCUCAAAAUAAAUGCUGCAGAAUGGUGGAUGUCGCUACGUCUGGAACUAAUAAAACUAAGAUGUGUCAUGA
Molecule: messenger RNA, 2423 nt
Organism: Oncorhynchus keta (chum salmon)
Lineage: Eukaryota; Metazoa; Chordata; Actinopteri; Salmoniformes; Salmonidae
Product: cathepsin Z-like
Exons: 6
Coding region: 54-956 (300 amino acids)
Cellular component (GO): lysosome
Molecular function (GO): cysteine-type endopeptidase activity
Source: RefSeq, a predicted model, not a curated record